Messenger RNA from Bemisia tabaci, 3591 nucleotides. NCBI's taxonomy places the organism in Eukaryota, Metazoa, Arthropoda, Insecta, Hemiptera, Aleyrodidae. The record is from RefSeq and is a predicted model, not a curated record.
GCCGUUCGCACUUCCCACGUUACGCAACGGCACGUGUCGCGGCACGUGAUCCAUCCAUCUCGCUCCUACGCAUUGAGGCAAGCGGUCGUCUCCUCUCACUCUGGCGGGUAUAAAUACGGUACCGUGACCUGCUCCAUCCGUCACUUCCAUCGCCACUUCCAUGAGAGACGCUCUCGCGGCACAUCUUGCUUUGACCAGCUCCCGAGAGUUCCUCUCCAGGGCACUUCCUUGAGAGACACUCUCGCGGUACAUCUUGCUUUGACCAGCUCUCGAGAGUUCCUCUCUAGGUCACGCCGCACCGGCCACCUGCAACGCUCCGCUACAGGUGCCGACCCUAGGAGUUCCUCCUUAAGAACGUCUCCCCCCCACCCUUGGAGUCACCUCCUUAAGGCUGGUAUUCAUUCCUCCCACCAAACCAACCCCAAAGGAGUUUCUCCUAGGGCUUUAUUUCCCACCUCCUCUGGAAAGCCCUGGCGAGUUCCUCUCAGGGGUCCCACCGCGCCUCGAGCGCAAAAAUUCCCUCAACGCCUCCGGCGUAAACAUUGGUGCCGAAACCCGGGAAGUAGGGCUCAGUUGCCGGACUUCCCGAAAGCACGAUCCAUAAAAAAUUCAGUCUAAUAUUAUUCCAUUGUUCUAGUCUGUUUCCAUGUUUUUCCUUUGCAGGUUCCCUAUCUCUUAAGAAAAACCAGACUAACCUUCCUUCCAGAUUUCACAGGUCCCUAGAACCUGUUUCCGUGUAUUCUUGCAGGUUCCCUACCUCUAAGAAAAAAACCUAGCCUACCUCCGAUAACCCUCUCCAGAUUCCCGCGGUUGUUUUGAAAAGAAAAGAUGAGCAGCAACGAAGAUGAGGCCGCCGCGUCUCGAGCAGAACGCAACCGGGCAGCUCAGCAAUUGAAAGCAAAGAGAAACCUUCUCGUUGAACAAGUCCGCGCUACCCGGGACGCCUUCAGGCUUUUGACAGACGAAACGGUCGAGCAUCACAGAGCCAGGUUUGAUAAACUCAAGAUCCUACAGGCGAGGUUCGAAGAAUUUCAAGAUCAAGCAAUAGAGAUGAACAGCCUCCUGUGCAGCAACAACCAGAUAGAGCUAUCGCAGGCACAGGCUGAUUUCGACCGCAUCCACAACGAAGCCGCAGUAGCUUUUCUAUCCAAAGUUCCCAAAGCUACCCGAGAAACGACCUUCAUGAACAACACCUCAUUCUCCACCACCUCCAUCAGGCUCCCCAAACUGGAACUGCCCAAGUACAGUGGAGAUCUGGGAAGCUGGAGGACUUGGCACAAUCUGUACAAAGCCUCCGUGCAUACCAGCCCGUCCUUGCUAGGCGUGCAAAAGUUUCAGUACCUAAUAGGUAGUCUGAAAGGUGAUGCUCUCGCCCUAGUCACAGGACUUGACAUCACCGCGGAAAACUAUGAGGUAGCUUGGAAGCUCCUAUGCGAUCGUUACCAUUCUGAACGUCGUCACGUCUUCUUCCACUUUCAUGGGCUGUUGGACCUGCCGGACGUCAAACAUUCAGAACAGAUUCCCCCGCUCAUAACCAAGAUUAGAGAGCACUCUCAGGCUCUCCAAGCCUUAGGUCAUGCUCCGGAUACCUACGCCGGACUCCUAACGGCUCACAUCAUCAGGAAGCUGUCAUACCGCUUGAGACAGCGACUCGAAGACUAUAGAGGCGCCGACUCAACCUACCCCAAACUCGAAGAAUUAAUGGAAUUCCUCGAAAAGGAGCGACGCGGCUCGGAGGACACCCUGUCCAGCCCCAAGGAGACCAAGACACUGGUCACCUCUCAGCCCAAAAAUGCUGGAGGAAAACCGUGGAAAUCCAAGCCCAGAGGGGAAACCGUACUCACAGCAACCUCCACUCCCGAAGAUGAACCAGACAAAUCUUCAUCCUCCCACCAAAAGGACCCACAGUGUCCGCUAUGCCUCACCGCACACCGAUUGCGGCAAUGCCCUACCUUCCAGGCCAAGAGUGCGGCGGACAGACGCUCGUACAUCGAAGCAAGCAACAGAUGCUUCAACUGCCUUGGCCUGCACAAAGUCUCUCAAUGCAGCAACACUGGAACUUGCUCCGAAUGCGGUAGGAAGCACAACACCAUGCUGCACGAAGAGAAUCCUCCCACCAAGAAAGCUCUCACUGCAUCGCUCGCAGGGAGCAGCCCCUCCUCCACUUCCACGGUCCUAUUAGCCACCGCACGCCUCAGGAUAAGAACCCGAUACGGCUCCAAAGUAGUAAGGGGCAUAUUGGACUCCGCCUCUCAGAGCACGCUGAUCACCCGACAGCUAGCUGAGGACCUAGGACUCCCUGUCCAACCAGCUCAAACCGGCGUCAGCGGAUUAUCCGGCUCCCCCGUGGAAUCCUACGGUCAGGUCCAUGUGAACAUGACCUCCAUCGGACACUUCUCCGUAGCCAAAAGACAUCCCGUCACCGUCAUAGACAAAAUCACUGAUCCGACUCCAUGCCCAGCCAUAGCGAGUAACAUCAGGAAACUAGUGAAAGGAUGGGACCUCGCCGAUCCCACUUUCGACCAAACAGGAGAGAUCCAGAUCCUUCUAGGUGCAGAUCUGUACCCCGGGCUGAUAGCAGGUCCCCCCAUACCAUUGGGACCAUCCCUACCCACGGCCUUCCAGACGAAACUAGGAUGCGUACUCAUGGGCCCCGCACCAGCUGCCUCCAACAGCCCACGCACCCUUCUAACGAGCCUAAACGUCUAUCUGAGCUGUGACCCAUCCAGUGAGAUGCAGAGCUCCUGGGAGAUAGAGGAUUUCAAACCUCAAGUGCCAUCCCAACCGCCCGAAGACCUUGGCAAAACGCAUUACCAGAAGACUACGGAACGCCUUCCGACCGGACGCUACAGGUUCCGGCUGCCAUUCGCGGAGGACCCCUCCUCCUUAGGAGACUCCCGAAAUCAAGCGGUCCCGCUCAGCUCCAGAGGGCAGAAAAAAGGUUUUCUCCUGCGAUAUCCACCAGAUGUGCCUGCAAGUCAGCCUGCACCCAGAAGAUCGCCACUUCCACGUAGUCCUAUGGCGACCAGAGGAAUCCUCACCACAGCCCCUCCCGACAACCACCUCCUAAAAAACUCCUGUACAUCUCCGCACCUAAAUGCACAUUCCAAACACCCCUUAUCGCCGUAUAUUAAGCACUGUGCACCUCAUUUAUUUAUCUACCCUAAUUCCCUUUUCUCCCUCUACCCAUGCCUUCUUGGCUUGCUUUAUAUCUUUACCCUAAUUCCUUUUUCUCCCUCUAUCCAUGCCUUCUUGGCUUGCUUUACCUUCUUACAACUUGUAUUCUUCUAUAAUCUCUCUACGAGGAAUUAUGGGGGGCGGAAUGUUCACGCCGUCACCGCCGUGGAAACUAGCAGCUCAUAUCCCGAAUUGUCGCUCCUCGGCCUGCGUUCCGCGGCCGGUGCCUUCUCCGCUUCCCCGCGCCCGGAGCCUCUCCCGCGUCGCAGCGUCGCGGCCCCCGCGCGUCGCCUGCGGCUAUCUUGCGCAUCUCCACCGCCCGCGCUGAUGACCCCGCCGUGCGUCACCUCCGCACCCAAGGCUGCGUCACGCUCCUCCGCCAUGCUCGGCGCUUGCCUCUAGCACCCGCUAUCC